ACUCCGCUCGGAUAGCUCCUGCAAAGUUAAAAACAGACUUUGUUUAUGAUGCAGGCUGUUUGUUUGAAAUGCUCUCCGACUAGUUAGUGCGCUUUCUUUCCCCCUUAAGCGUUGUUGUUCAUUUUGCUCUUCCCAGCCGUGAACGCUGAGAAGAGUGUGAAACCUUAGCAUUUCACUCCUUCACUCUUUAGCAUUUCUGGUCUCUUUGUGAUUUUUGUGUGUUUUCUUCAGCUGAUACUGUGCAGCACGACAAACCAAAGGUCAGGACUCCGGUUUUUCCCCCUCCAUCACGUGUCAUUUGUCAAAAGACAGUUUUACACUAAACAGCGUGCUCUGCAGACGUCUGGCUUGCAGUUUUGGGGGGAUUUGUUGGAGCUUGCUCGAUAGUAGGAGUGCACCGUGAAGGAUUCUUAAUCGAGCAUUUGGAGAGCGCCAUGGCCACCGAAGUGGAUACGUGGUCCACCGCUCAACAAGCCGACGGGAUGUUCUCUUUCGACAACAACCUAGCAGAGGCUAACCAUCCCUACAGUGAUGAUGAAGACGUGCUGAAUGAGGUGGAGGUGAACGGUAACUGGACGCCUCAGGAGAAGGCUAUCCACGAGGCACGGCUCAAAGCCAAAGCCAAGCGUCGACAGCGCAAGUCCUCAUCCCGCAACUCCACCAGCGAGUCCUUCUCUGAGUCAGGAGAUUUAGCAGGAAGUGAUCCAAACAGUCCAAAGGGCAAAGUCAACACCAACGACCGCAAAUCCAGGACGGGAAAAGGCAGAGGCCUGCCAAAAAAAGGUGGGGCAGGUGGUAAAGGAGUUUGGGGGGCUGCUGGGAUGGUUUAUGAAGAUGAAGAGCCUGAUGUGCGGGACCCCAACUAUGAUGAAUCUGCUCAGUCAACAAUGACUUCAUGCAACAUGAGCAGAAAACAGGGGGACACAGUUUAUGCAACAGUUGUGCCUGAGGUGGAUGAGAAGGAACUGGAAAAAAUGGUCAACCCAAUUGUACAGGAGUACUUUGAACAUGGAGACACAAAAGAGGUCCAGAUGUUGCUGAAGGGGCUCAACCUGGGCGCACAUAAGUACGAGUUCUCCUCCCUGGCCGUGUCCCUGUCCCUUGAAGGCAAGGCCAGCCACAGAGAGCUGACCUCCCGCCUGCUGUCUGAUCUGUCGGGCAAGCUGCUGUCACAAAGUGACAUGGCCCGCGCCUUCGACAAGAUCCUCAAAGAGCUGCCAGACCUCAUACUGGACACACCGGAGGCUCCACAGAUGUUAGGCCAGUUUAUAGCCAGAGCCAUAGCGGACCACAUCCUCCCCAUGUCUUUCCUGGACUGUUACAAGGGCAAAGUGGACUGUGAGCAUGCCAGAGUGGCUUUAGACCGUGCUGCAGUGCUGCUGACCAUGAAGAGGGAGAUGGUUCGUCUAGAUAAUGUGUGGGGUGUGGGUGGAGGCCUGAGACCUGUCAAGCAUCUUGUCAAAGAGAUGAACCUCCUGCUCAAGGAGUACCUGAUAUCAGGAGACGUGUCGGAGGCAGAGCGCUGUCUGCGGGACCUGGAAGUCCCACACUUUCACCAUGAGCUGGUCUAUGAGGCUAUAGUGAUGGUGCUGGAGUCGAAAGGAGACACUGCCAGUCAUAUGAUGAUAAAGCUGCUGCAGUCCUUCUGGAAAACAGGCCUCAUCACUGUGGAUCAGAUGAACAGGGGUUUCCAGCGUGUCUAUGAUGAGCUCCCUGAAAUCAACCUUGAUGUGCCGCAUGCCCACUCUAUCAUGGAGACCUUUGUGGACCUCUGCUACCAGGAGGCUGUCAUCACCAAACAGCUGAGAGAUGCCUGUCCCUCCAGAGGGCGGAAGCGUUUUGUAAGCGAAGGAGACGGAGGCGUGAUCAAGAACUAAUCCACAAGAAGAGGAAGAGGAAUAGCAGGAGGAGGAGGGGUGUCUACAGGUUCUUACACCCAGUUUCCGCUGCAGCAUGUUUUCCCUGAAACCGGGAAUGCUGGCAGUCUAAAGUUUCCUUGUUCCUCUCCUGAUAAUGUUGUCAUUACACAAACCAGCGUUGACGUUCGGUAAAAGUAGACUGAAGAGUGGCCCGGGCGUUCAUUUCCCUUCAUCUUGUUAAUCACUGUUUUUGAAUAUUGUUUAUUUCUGGGGUUGACACGCCCGUCUUGCCUCAGUCUUUGUACCUGUUUCUCAAGAAUAAUUCAAGUCAGAGUGGCAGAAAGACAGGUGGACAGGCCGGGGAUAUGAGUUGGGAUGUUUUGUCUCUUGCUUUGCUUCACCUGUUGCCAUGUCUGUCUGUAUUGUUUUUUUUUCUUCAUGUAAUGCGCUAUAAAUUACAAAAGCACUUACAAGUCAGCAUACUGUGCAGUCAGUGAACACUUAGUAAUGUAGCUCAACAGCAAGGAUUUAAAUCUUUUGAUUUUCUGCCACAAAUGAUUUGAAAUUUGAAACAACAUGCUUUUGUAUGUUCUGGUUCAAGUGGUUCUGUUGAUCCUUAAUGAACAGGGUUUUUUUUCUUUUUUUUUUCUUUGCAUCUAGGUCUCUGAGGCCAAAUGAGGCCACAGCAGUCAAAGCAAGAGGUGUUUUGGCACUUUUUGGGUGUUGAAACUUGCAUUAGGGCAAAUAUACUUUAGAAGCUCUUUUGGAAAAAUAAGAAUAAAUUGGGGUUAAUGUUUGUAUUCAAAAAAAUGUAAACAGCAAUACUUUCAGCAUUCUGACUUUGCUUGCAAUUAAUGAAUCUACAGCACACAUGGUCAGCAAUUGAUUCUGGACAGGUAACCUUACCAUAUAAAGCCAAACCUUUUGUAGAGAGCAGAAUUAAUCUGGAAAUUGUCUGAAAUCUGUUUGUCUGUAAAAUGGCAACCCCAGCUUUUCUUGGAAGAUACAGUAUGUUAAGCAUAUUCAGACGUUUCUUCCACUGUCUGUAACAGUUUUACAUGUUGACCAAAGUUAAAGAUGUGGCUAAGAAAUAUAUUUCAUUCAUUAAAAAGCAACAAAAUGGUG
Siniperca chuatsi (mandarin fish) is the source of this 2984-nucleotide messenger RNA. It is a transcript of the gene pdcd4a, whose product is annotated as programmed cell death 4a. Bases 435 to 1877 code for a protein of 480 amino acids. The transcript is spliced from 12 exons. The record is from RefSeq and is a predicted model, not a curated record. NCBI's taxonomy places the organism in Eukaryota, Metazoa, Chordata, Actinopteri, Centrarchiformes, Sinipercidae. Gene Ontology annotation, cellular component: nucleus; cytosol. Gene Ontology annotation, biological process: negative regulation of DNA-templated transcription.